CAGCACCUACAGUUGCUUCCUCCGCUAUUCUUACGAUUUACUCAAUUUCAGAUGCACUCCUCUGUUCCCUCUUCUCCAAAGAUCUCGUUUCUUCCCCACAUUUGAAGAUCUCUUCAGCCUCCAUUCCUUCCAUGCCAUUCCUCCCAAAUCCCUCCUUCUUUGCCUUCCUUCCUCUCUCCAUUUCCUUCCGAACACGACCUCUUUAAGAAGCCCUCUCGAUGUCGUCUUCCUCCUCGAAACCCUCUUCCAAGCCCUCAAAACCCAUAUCCCAGUCGCAGUCUUCGCCUCAACCCAAACUCUCCUCCCUCUCCGGCCACAUCGCUUUGGUUGAGCUUAAAUCGCGUGUACUCUCCUCAGUUUCCAAGCUCUCCGACCGGGCGGCUGUCAGCGGCCGCAAUGUCGCCCGCCGCGAGUCCGUGCGACUCCUAUCUCUCCUCUGUUCCGCUCACCCCGACGUCGGUGCCACUCAUCUCCCCAAGGUCAUUGCUUACAUUAUACGUCGUCUCAAGGACCCCUUGUCAGACUCAUCUGUACGUGAUGCGUGCCGCGACGCCGCCGGCUCGCUCGCAGCGCUUUAUCUUCGUUCACAUGCCAAUGAAGCUUAUAACGCGCCCGCGGCGGCGGCGGCGUCGACGUCGUUGGUUGGGUUGUUCUUGAAGCCGCUGUUGGAAGUGAUGGGGGAGCAGAGCAAGGCGGUGCAGAUUGGGGCAGCGUCGUCUCUUGCAAAGGUGGUAGAAUGUGGGGGAGGCGGCGGCGGAGCGGUGGCGUUUCAACGGUUGUGUCCGAGGAUCUGCAAGAUGCUUGGUGGGCAAAGCUUUUUAGCAAAAGGGGCAUUACUCUCAGUUAUUUCGAGCUUAGCUCAGAUAAGAGCAAUCGGUACUCAGAGUAUGCCAACAGUGCUGCAAAGCAUUCGUGAAUGUCUUGAGAAUAGUGAUUGGGUCACUCGCAAGGCCGCUGCAGAUGCUUUGGUUGUGCUUGCUUCUUAUUCAGGGGAUUUGAUUGCUGAUGGGAGUUCUCAAAUAAUUGAGUCUCUUGAGGCUUGCCGUUUUGACAAGGUAAAACCUGUGAGAGAUAGCAUGAUGGAGGCAUUGCAAUUUUGGAAAAAGAUUUCAGGAAAUAGUGAGAAUAAAGCACCAGAGGAUUCAAUGGAUAGAAAAGCUACCAAAUCCGGGAAUGGUGAAGAGUCGGAUGCUAAACAGUCAAAUCUCAACUGUAAAAGACCAGAAUCUGUGAAAGAUUCAUCUCUUGAUUCUUCGCCUUCUGCCAGCAAAUCUUUGUCCAAAGGAAAGGGCAGCAAUAUUCAAGAGAAUGCUGCAGUUAUUCUUAAAAAAAAGGUUCCCUCCCUGAAAGACAAAGAGUUGAAUCCAGAAUUCUUCCAAAACCUUGAAACAAGAAGUUCAAAUGAUGUACAAGUUGAAGUUGUUCUACCCCGUAGAGGCCUCGAGUCAUCCCGCUCACUAGAUGAAGAAGAACAGGGAUUGCCGGAUAGUGAUUCUAGGAUUUCAUUGAAACAUGAUGAAGUUCCUGGCUGCGAAUUGAAUGAAAAUCAUGGGCAUAUUGGCAUUAACUUUCAUAAAACUGAGAGAAGAAUAGUAACAAAUAACAAUCAACAAGUUUUGGAUUACCCUAUUAGAGAUAAUUGGACUGAAAAAGGAUUCAGUUCAAGGGACUCGAAUAUGAGGGAUUUUGAUGCUGAUGAGAGGUUUGAACUUAACCAGAAGGACUCUUUUUCACACCGUACAAGUAUCUCUCGAACUGAUGGUUUAAUCGAAAGUUCUGGCAUGAACAACAAAGGAAAUUGGUUGGCCAUUCAGAGGCAGUUAUUGCAGUUGGAAAGGCAACAAGGCCAUCUUAUGGACAUGCUACAGGACUUCAUGGGGGGCUCCCAUGAUACCUUAGUAACUCUGGAGAACAGAGUGCGUGGACUAGAGAGAGUUGUUGAAGAAAUGGCACAGGAUUUAUCAAUAUCAUCUGGGAGGAGAGGGGGAAAUUUGAUGAUGGGGUUUGAAGGAUCUCCUGGAAGAUCCUCAAACAAGUACAGUGGUCUUCAAGAUUAUGGUGUUUCCAAGUUUGGCAGGGGAAAUGAAAGUAGAGUUCCAUUUAUGGAAAGAUAUCUCUCAUCAGACGGCAUGCUUCCAGGAGCAAGGGGAAGAGAUGCUUUUUGGAGACCAGAUUCCGAAGGACGGGAUCCUUAUGUAUAUACUGGUCCAAGGAAUGGGUCUACAAGUGGAAAGAGAGGAUUAGUUACCUCGUUGGCUGACGGUAAAUAUCCGAAACAUGAACCUGAUGUUGAGCAAGUUGGCAACAGGAGAGCUUGGGGCAGGGGUCAAGGACCAUUUAGGCUUGGUGAAGGUCCUUCCGCAAGAAGUGUUUGGCAAGCGUCCAAGGAUGAAGCCACCUUGGAAGCUAUCCGAGGUGCUGGGGAUGAUAAUGGAAGCUCUCGAAGUGCGGCACGAGGGCCAAUCACUGAACUGGAUGCAGAAAUUACUGGGCAGGAUAGGGACCAGUCCUGGAACUCUUGGACCCGUGCUUUGGAUUCACUUCAUGUUGGUGAUUUGGACUCAGCAUAUGCUGAAGUGCUGUCUUCAGGUGAUGACUUAUUGCUUGUGAAGUUGAUGGAAAGAUCUGGGCCUGCAUUCAGUGAUCUCUCUGGUGAAGUAGCAAGUGAGUUAUUGCAUGCAGUUGGGCAAUUUGUACUUGAACAAAGCUUGUCUGAUUUGGCUCUUGCUUGGAUUCAGCAGUUAAUGGAUCUGGUCAUGGAAAAUGGCGAAGAUUUCCUCGGAAUUCCAAUGGAAGUUAAGAGAGAGAUGCUACUUAAUCUUUAUGAAGCAUCUGCCAUGGAGCUGCCUGAGGAUUGUGAGGGUCCUUCUGCAGAGCAGAUAAUGGUGCAACUUGCUUCAGCUUGGGGAAUCAACAUUCAGCAGCUUAUAAACAUCUACAAUGGAGCAACUUGAGAACAGAAGUGGUUCCUCAUCUUGGUGGAAUCAAUGUCCAGCAAUUAUAUAGUAAGGUUUUCUUCAGAAGAUGCGUUUUCUUCUUUUUUUUUAUUUUUUUAUUUUUUAUUUUAUCUGUAAUGAAUCUUUUUGGUAUAUUUUCAUAGAAUUCUGCCUGAAUUUAGGGACAUUACUAUUACUAUGAGGUUACUUAUUUUCUUCAUUGCUAGAU
Phalaenopsis equestris is the source of this 3165-nucleotide messenger RNA. Its product is annotated as microtubule-associated protein TORTIFOLIA1-like. Gene Ontology annotation, cellular component: cortical microtubule, transverse to long axis. Gene Ontology annotation, molecular function: microtubule binding. The record is from RefSeq and is a predicted model, not a curated record. NCBI's taxonomy places the organism in Eukaryota, Viridiplantae, Streptophyta, Magnoliopsida, Asparagales, Orchidaceae. Gene Ontology annotation, biological process: unidimensional cell growth; circumnutation; multicellular organism development.